UGUACUGUACAUACACACGUCGACCGCGCGGCACAUGACGCUCAAAGGAGGAGAGCUCGACUCGACAUGGCGCUCUCUCGCUCGCUUAUGCUCAGCCGCAGACAGACGGAUGGGCUCGAGGACGUGCUUGGGCUUACCAUAGCCAUGGCGCCCGCCUGCCCGCGUCCCGCUGCCCUUCGAGGGCCGUGCUGGCGUGUCGUGGCGAGGGAAGAUGGUGCUGGGCGGCAUCCGUGCGCGCGUCUUGCCUACCUACCUACCCUCUCUCUCUCUCUCUCGGCCUUCCUCUUCUACCCAUAUAAACUCGUCGUCUGCUCGCUCUCGCUUUCGCGCCUGUCUAGCCCCCCCGUGGUGCAACCAUCCCGCCUGCCCGUCGCCGGCAUAUACCGCUCGCCUUACUUACAUACCUAUACCUACCUACCACCCGCGCUCCCCACUAGGUUGUUAGCAGACGGCUGGACCGCCGCCGCCGCUGCCGCCGCCCCCGCCCCCGUCCACUCUUCCGCUUUCCAUAUAUAUCUGCCUUAGCUCCUACCUGCUCCGGGUCCAAUUUGGAACAACAACAACAACAACGGCACCAGCUCCCGCGCCCCCAACACACCCACGCCUGCGCCACACCCUCCCGCACCGCCUCUGCUGCUGCUGCACCACCUGGUGAUCGCGCCUCGCCGCCCCGCCCACCGACCCAUGCGCUGCCUCGUCUGGUUCCCGUC
Molecule: messenger RNA, 710 nt
Organism: Aplosporella prunicola CBS 121167
Lineage: Eukaryota; Fungi; Ascomycota; Dothideomycetes; Botryosphaeriales; Aplosporellaceae
Exons: 1
Coding region: 67-525 (152 amino acids)
Source: RefSeq, a predicted model, not a curated record